Messenger RNA from Drosophila albomicans, 1396 nucleotides. RefSeq names its product putative gustatory receptor 57a (gene Gr57a). The record is from RefSeq and is a predicted model, not a curated record. The transcript has 3 exons. The coding region runs from base 158 to 1396 and encodes 412 amino acids. NCBI's taxonomy places the organism in Eukaryota, Metazoa, Arthropoda, Insecta, Diptera, Drosophilidae. Gene Ontology annotation, biological process: sensory perception of taste. Gene Ontology annotation, cellular component: membrane.
UCAACUUCAGUGUUUGUCACCAAGAUAUGAAGUAUCAACUCAUUCCCUUUUCGGAUCUCGUCAUUAAACAUCUGCGAACCUACACGAAUGUCAAUCACAGCUGUCCUUAUAUGCUCAGACGGAAGAGCAUGUUUCCGUGUCCAUCAACUGCCUUAACAUGGUAGCUGAACGCUGGGAACCUGGAUCACUGCUUGAAUCCGUAAGCCUUACCACCAUGGGACAGUUUGUGGUCUGCUGCAGCGGCUUCUUUCCACGAGGCGGUGAGUUCGUCAUCAACAAGUGGACACGUCUCUACUCCGUGUGCUGCGCCAGCUUGGCUGUGCUCGGUCUCUGUGAUUGUCUCUAUGCUAUUGGGUUGAACGAUGAACUGCGCUCACGAGUGCUGCAACUUGAUAAACUCGUGUUGAGCAUCAUGGGCAUGGAGCUGGUCAUCUCCUCGCUGGUGUUUAUACUCACAGUGCUGUCGCUGCAGCUGGGCGCAAGACAACAUCUCGGUAUCUACGAGCGACUGGCGGAGAUUGACAGGCGGCUGAUGCGCGACUUUGGCGCCAAUCUCAACUAUCGCAAGUUGUCGCGCAAAAACAUCAUUGUACUCUCCGUUGUAGGUGUGCUGUAUGUCAGUGCUGUCAAUACAGCAUUGGCACGCGGUGCUGCAGGACAUCAGUUGGAAGUGGUGGUGCCCGCUGCUUUGUGCUAUAUUCUGAUCACCAGUGGACCGCAUCUCACGGGCUAUGUGCACAUGUCCCUCACCGAGCUGCUGAGCAUACGCUUUCGCCUGCUGCAGCAGAUCCUCCAACCGCAGUUUCUUUAUAAGCGCUUUGGCAAAGGUCCUCUAGUCGAGCGGCGUCUGCGAUCGCUGGUGGACAUCGUCAAGGAGCUGCACUAUAUCAUACUGCAGAUCAAUGAGGUCUACAAUGUGAGCUUGUGGUCUGCCAUGGCUCAUGACUUUACUUUGAGUACCAGUGAGCUGUAUAUCAUCUUUGCCCGCUCCGACAACAGCAGCAAUGAUGCCGGCGGUGUGAGCUUGAUGCUGUUGGGUUUUCUCUGCGUCUGCAUGCUGGUGCCCUUCUACAAAAUGCUCAUCGCUCCUGUUUACUGCAGUCGAAGUGUGGACGAGGGACGUCGUUGUCUGCGUCUACUCGAGCAGCUGGACGAUUGGUUUCCACACAGUACGCCAGCCAAGCAGGUCGUAGAAGCGAUGAUGCGUUGGCGUUGGCAGUUUAAGGUGGAAUUCACCAGCGGUACAAGCAUCACACUCAAUAAAACUGUCAUUACGCUGUUCGCUUCGAUUGUGUGCAACUAUUUGCUGGUGCUCAUACAGUUUGCAAUGACCCAGAAGCUGGGCGAACAGGUGGAGCAGCAGAAAGUCGCGCUGCAGGAAUGGAUAGGCAUCUAA